AGGGCGCAGCACCGCAAUCACUGCAGGGCGGACGCCCGGAGGUGGUACGUCGGAGGUUGCGCGUCGCGAGCGGUUCCCACGGUCUUGCCACCACUUGUCGCUGUCGCCGCCGUGGUCACCCGCCGCAGGUGUCUGCGGUCGAAUGCCGGGGCACAGAAUGAUUUGGGGAAUAGCCAUGUUGCUCAGCCUGACGCUGGGAGCGGGGGCUGUUCCCGAGGACGACCCCGAGGACGGAGGCAAGCACUGGGUGGUCAUCGUCGCGGGCUCGAACGGCUGGUUUAAUUACAGGCACCAGGCCGACGCGUGCCACGCCUACCAGAUCGUCCACCGCAACGGGAUCCCUGACGAGCAGAUCGUUGUGAUGAUGUACGACGACAUCGCCAACGCUGAAGACAACCCCACGCCGGGAGUCGUGAUCAACAGGCCCAACGGCUCGGACGUGUACGCGGGCGUGCUGAAGGACUACACCGGGGAGGAUGUCACACCGGAAAACUUCCUUGCUGUGCUGAGAGGCGAUGCGGAAGCGGUGAAGGGCAAAGGCUCUGGAAAGGUCUUGAACAGCGGCCCCCGGGACCACGUGUUCGUUUACUUCACUGACCACGGAGCCACGGGGCUACUGGCUUUUCCCAACGAUGACCUUCACGUGAAGGACCUGAACGAGACCAUCCGUUACAUGCACAAACACAAAAAGUACCAAAAGAUGGUGUUCUACAUCGAAGCCUGUGAGUCUGGGUCCAUGAUGAAGCACCUGCCCACCAACAUCAACGUGUAUGCAACUACUGCUGCCAAUCCCGACGAGUCGUCCUACGCCUGUUACUACGACGAGGAGAGGUCCACCUACCUGGGGGACUGGUACAGCGUCAACUGGAUGGAAGACUCAGACGUGGAGGAUCUGACCAAGGAGACCCUCCAUAAGCAGUACCAGCUGGUGAAAUCCCACACCAACACCAGCCACGUCAUGCAGUAUGGAAACAAGUCGAUCUCUACCAUGAAGCUGAUGCAGUUUCAGGGGACGAAACACAAAGCCAGUUCUCCUAUCUCGCUGCCUCCAGUCCAACGCCUUGACCUUACCCCAAGCCCCGAGGUGCCCCUCAUGAUCAUGAAAAGGAAACUGAUGUCCACCAAUGACCUGCAGGAGUCCAGGCGUCUCGUUGAGGCGAUCCACAGGCACCUGGAGAGCAGGAACGUCAUGGAGAAGUCAGUGCGGAAGAUCGUGUACCUGGUCACGGGGUCUGAUGACGAGGUAGAGAGGCUGCUGUCCGAGAGAGCCCCGCUCACGGCGCACGACUGCUACAAGGCGGCGGCCACGCACUUCCGCACGCGCUGCUUCAACUGGCACUCCUCCACGUACGAGUACGCUUUGCGACACCUGUACGUGCUGGUCAACCUCUGCGAGGAGCUGCACCCCAUCGACAGGAUAAAGUCGGCCAUGGACCAGGUGUGCCUGGGCUACUACUGAACUGCCACCUUCCUGCUGCUCUUCCACGUGUGAGCACUUUCCCCGAGAGCACGUGUACCGAUUGGAAGUGGAUGGAGCUCGAGGGAGGCCGGGCUGCACUCCAGGCUGUUCCCUGCCUCCGGUCUCCCACGGCCUCGUGCAGCGCUCCGGGGGGCACACGGACUUGGCUGGGCACAGCUCCGUGCUGAGAAAGGCCAAUCUGCCUUGGGGGACCCUUUUUUGCUUAUUUGUUUUCAGGAACAGGAAGUUCACUUGGGCCUCUGUAGCCAGUGAAAGAAUCCCUCCCCGUGCCGAGGAGUUUGAAGCUGGGGUCUCUUAAGUCUUCAAAAUGAUUUUGUUGAAGGGCAAUGGAAGCCCCGGAUGGAAAGCUGUUGUUAGAUACGUUUUGAUUGCUUUUAUGUUUUAUUUCUCAGUAAUGAACAAGUCUUGAAAAAUAAAGAUUGUGACUGAACCCGUGUCUUAAUUUCGGGCGUUGACUGUUCAGUGUCUGCCCUGGUCUCCCCUCCCGCCACUCUGCAUCUGCCCCUCUGCCCCUUGGACCCCCCAGCCUCCCGUGCCUUUGCCUCCUGGUCCCCCUCUGGCCCCACAGUGCCUUGCCCUCCAUCCGACGGAUCCUCAAGGUGUAUCUGGAAGUGCUGUUUCUCCCUGGAACCUUCUCCAGCUUCCUCCUCCCCCACCCAGCAAAGGUCUUCUCUCCUCUACCUGCACUGUGUUUGCAUCUCAACAGCAGGGGCAAGGGCACCCCUUAACCAGGUGUAGGGCAUAUGGAGAGUGUUUUUAAAGUGAUGGAAAUGCUCAAAAAUCGAUUGUUGUGAUGAUUAUAGAACUCUUCAGUGUACGAAACCCCAUCGAAUUGUACAUGCUGAGUGGAAGUUACGUGGUCUGUUCAUUAUCCUUCAAUAAAGCUGUUUUUCAAACUGA
Messenger RNA from Artibeus jamaicensis (Jamaican fruit-eating bat), 2380 nucleotides. It is a transcript of the gene LGMN, whose product is annotated as legumain. Bases 143 to 1459 code for a protein of 438 amino acids. Gene Ontology annotation, biological process: vacuolar protein processing. The transcript has 14 exons. Lineage: Eukaryota; Metazoa; Chordata; Mammalia; Chiroptera; Phyllostomidae. Gene Ontology annotation, molecular function: cysteine-type endopeptidase activity. The record is from RefSeq and is a predicted model, not a curated record.